Colletotrichum acutatum is the source of this 1657-nucleotide messenger RNA. RefSeq lists its product as uncharacterized. The record is from RefSeq and is a predicted model, not a curated record. Gene Ontology annotation, cellular component: nucleus. The transcript has 3 exons. NCBI's taxonomy places the organism in Eukaryota, Fungi, Ascomycota, Sordariomycetes, Glomerellales, Glomerellaceae. Bases 287 to 1432 code for a protein of 381 amino acids.
GCUGCUCUUCGAGGGUGCCCCUGACACCUGGCAGAGUUGGCUUGGUAGUUGUCAGGAACGAGACCGAUGUGAUUUUUCUAGCGAUUGACCUGCAUCCCGCUGGCUCCUACCAAUUGAUUCAUCAUCAAAUCUACGACAGCAGCGCAUUGCUCGUUUUUCAUCAUAUCGACCUCCCAUCUCUUUUCCUCUCGUAACGAUAAUUCUUACGCUUCAUCACUGAACAAUCCACAGCCAUUCAUUGCUGCAUCUUUCAAAGUGCUAGAUUUCCAUCAUUCAACGGCGCAACAUGGCUCGCGGAGACUCAACACCGCCCGACUCACCCCUCACCUCGGACAACAACAACACCUCCGAGGAGGAGGAGGUCCACGAUUACGAGGAUGAAUCGCUCCUUCGUCCCUCGAAGCGCCAGAAGCUAGGCGCAGCCUCAACAACGUCUCCCGCGGUGGUCGCGGAACCCGAACCAGAAGCUGUGCCUGAGCCGGACCCUUUGGAGGGCAUGUCGGACGUGUCUUCGGACACGUCUGGCGACAUUCCCAGCUCUCCCAUUAACGCCAAACUCGACGAGGAAGACUUCCAAGAACAGGUGACUUCCUGUGCCUGGGAAGGCUGCGAUGCGGGCGAUUUUGGCAACAUGGAUAAGUUGGUGGAGCAUAUUCACAGCGAUCACAUCGAAAGCCGGCAGAAGAAAUACACGUGCGAAUGGACUGGAUGCAGUAGAAAGAGCAUGGGGCACGCCAGCGGUUACGCCUUGAAAGCCCACAUGCGAAGCCAUACCAGGGAGAAACCUUUCUACUGUUAUCUACCAGAAUGCGAUAGAUCAUUUACGAGAUCAGAUGCUCUCGCUAAGCACAUGCGAACCGUCCACGAGACAGAGGCCUUGCGUCCCUCCGAUCCUGUCCCCAAGUCCAUGCAAGCGGGUCCUACAGGAAAGGGGAAACUCAAGAUUAUCAUCAAGACCCCUCAGUCACACGCUGCGGGACACGAUGAUGCCAUCGAUGACGGAGCUGACGACGACGAGCUCUCUGCCGACCUGUUUACUCCCUUGACUGAAGAUCAAGGCUUCACUCGGGAGGAGCUCAAGAUACCGCUUGAGAGGCUGUACAAACUCUGCAGAUUCCAAGUCAAGUGGGCGCAAGAGGAGUCGGUCAAGCUGGCGGAAGAGGUCAAGUACUGGGAGAAGCAGUAUAAGGACCUUUGGCGAGAGAAGGAGGUUCUCUUCUCCCAGGUUGUCAAGAGUGAGGUCGACUGGCACGAACGUAGGCAGGCAGUCCUUUCUGGCGCAGCAGAUGUCCAGCUUUCGGGCGUGCUGGAGAGCCAAGAAGGUAACCAAACAGCCGCCAACGGAGAAGGCGCAGACUCCCAGGAAACCUCCAAGGCCGAAGAGACUCUCGUAAAUGGAGCUAAAUCCACCGAAGUAGCGGCAGCUAGUUAGGGUCAGCGUUUGGUAUCCUGGAACCCAGGCGUCCAGUUUUAGUUGGACGAAUUGACCUAGGCCGGCGACCUUGUCAAAAUCGAGGAGUCUCCUAGGGAACGGGCGACUCCCCGGUUCCAUGCAUCUAUUGCGGCUGAUUGAUGCCGUUUUAUUACCUUAUCACAACGCACCGAAAGGACUGUACAGGUGUGCGUGGGUUUGAAGCCGUUGAGACAGCCGAGGCAU